Molecule: messenger RNA, 3598 nt
Organism: Penicillium canescens
Lineage: Eukaryota; Fungi; Ascomycota; Eurotiomycetes; Eurotiales; Aspergillaceae
Product: putative importin beta-4 subunit
Exons: 3
Coding region: 150-3422 (1090 amino acids)
Biological process (GO): protein import into nucleus
Cellular component (GO): nucleus; cytoplasm
Molecular function (GO): nuclear import signal receptor activity; small GTPase binding
Source: RefSeq, a predicted model, not a curated record
CUUUCUUUUCUUUUACUGUCCAUAUUGCUUUGUGAUACCCCCUUUGAGUUGUUUGUCUAAGACAAACUGCUCAUUUUACGACUGGCCUGAGCUUGUAAAGGCCUGGGACAACUGACCGUUGGACCGAAAACUUUUUAUAUCUACCCGUCAUGGAUCAGCAACGAUUCCUGCAGCAAUUGCAGGUCAUCCUGAACCCCACCCAGGGUAACGUCAAGGAGGCCACCGGAAUCUUGCAAAAGGAGUACUACAACAAGCCCGAGGCCCUUGUUUUCCUUAUUCAAAUCGCCACCAGCCAUGAGGACCAGAACCUGCGUCAGCUCGCUGCUGUAGAGUCGCGUUCGCUCGUUGCCAAGCACUGGGUGAAGGUUUCUGCUGACCAGAAGCCCCAGAUCCGUGAGCAGCUGCUUCGUUCUACCAUGGGCGAGAGCUCUUCUCUCGUCCAGCACUCUAUCGCUCAGAUUAUCUCCGCUGUUGCCAAGAUUGAUUUGAACGACGGCGAGUGGGCUGACCUGCCCAACAUCCUGCUGCAGGCUGGCAACGGUGGCAACCAAGCCGAGCGUGCCGUGGCUAUCUACAUUCUCUUCACCAUCCUGGAUACCAUUGGUGAGGGCUUCGAGGAGAAGUUCUCCGACCUUUUCAGCCUUUUCAACAAGACCAUCCGCGAUCCCGAGAGUGCCGAGGUCCGCAUCAACACUAUGCUCUCCCUGAGCAAGCUUGCUAUGCACCUUGACUCCGAGGAGGAUGAGGCUCCUGUCAAGGCCUUCCAGGAUAUGGUCCCCGCCAUGGUUGCCAUCCUGAAGGACUCCAUUGAUCAGCAAGAGGACGGUCACGUCAUGCAGACUUUCGAGGUCUUCCAGACUCUGCUUGGCUGCGACCCUGCCCUGCUUACCGUACACCUCAAGGACCUGGUCAUGUUCAUGAACCAGAUCUCUGCUAACACUGAGGUUGAUGAGGAUGUCCGCACCCAGGCCAUCAGCUUCCUGAUGACCACUAUCCAAUACCGCAAGCUCAAGGUUCAGGGUAUGCGUAUCGGUGAGGAGCUUACCCGUACUGCUCUUCAGAUCGUUACGGAGCUCGGUGACACCGCCCUUGGUGAUGAUGAUAUCACCCCUGCGCGCUCCGCACUUGGCCUGCUCGACAUGCUCUCCCAGAGCUUGCCUCCCAGCCAGGUCGUUGUUCCCCUGCUCCAGGCCCUUGGGCAAUACUUCAACAACUCCAACCCUGACUACCGUCGCGCCGGUAUCAUGGCCCUUGGCAUGUGUGUAGAGGGUGCCCCUGACUUCAUCAGCACCCAGAUGAAAGAGAUCUUCCCCAUGGUUCUCCAGCUUCUUGCCGACCAGGAGCCCAAGGUCCGUCAGGCCUCCCUGCACGCCGUCGCUCGCCUUGCCGAGGAUCUCGUUGAGGACCUCAGCGCCGAGCACGCUCGCCUCAUGCCCCUGCUUUUCCAGAACCUGGCCAGCGCCAUGCAGGAGUACAACGGUGAGGAGGAAGGCCCCACUGUCGAUAUCAUCAAGGCUGGUAUCAGCGCUAUUGAUGCCGUUGUUGACGGUCUUGACGAGAAGGACGUUGCUCCCUAUCAGUCCGAGCUUGUGCCUAUCCUCCACAAGCUCUUUAAGGCUCCCGACUUCAAGAUCAAGGCCCUUGCUGCCGGUGCUCUUGGAUCGCUUGCCUCCUCUGCCGGUGACUCCUUCCUCUCCUUCUUCGACGAGUCCAUGCACCUUCUGCAGGAGUUCGCUACCGUCAAGGACAGCGAGGACGAGCUCGACCUCCGUGCCAGUGUCACCGACUCUAUGGGUGAGAUGGCCGCCGCUGCUGGCCCCGAGCGCUACCAGCCGUACGUUGAGCCUCUCAUGCGCGCUACUGAGGAGGCUCUGCACCUUGGUCAUUCCCGUCUCAAGGAGAGUACCUACAUCUUCUGGGGUGCUAUGGCUAAGGUCUACGGCGAGCACUUCUCUCCUUUCCUUGAGGGUGUUGUGAAGGGUCUGUUCGAUUGCAUUGAACAGGAUGAGGACGACCUUGACGUCGACCUCGGCACUUCCGCCAAGGAUCUCGUUGGCCAGGAAGUCACCUUCAACGGCCGCAAGGUCAAGGUCGCAAGCGCUGAUGACGAGGAUGACGGUGAGAUCGAGGAUGUCGAUCUUGAGGAUGAGGAUGACUGGGAUGAUAUCACCGCCACUACACCCAUGUCCCUCGAGAAAGAGAUUGCUGUUGAGGUCAUCGGUGACCUUGUCACCCACACUCGUAGCUCCUUCCUGCCUUACUUUGAGAAGACCAUCGAGACUGUCAUGCCCCUUGCUGAGCACCCUUACGAGGGUGUCCGCAAGAGCACCAUCAGCACUCUGCACCGCUCUUACGCUAUGCUCUUCACAAUCGCCGAGGAGACUGGCCAGAUGCCCAAGUGGCAGCCUGGCUUGCCCCUUCAGGUCCAGCCUGCCAAGGAGGUCCAGAAGUUCGGCGAGAUCCUCAUGACUGCCACCGUCAAGAUGUGGACCGAAGAGGACGACCGUGCUACUGUCGCGGAUAUCAACCGCAACAUGGCUGAGAAUCUCCGCUUCUGCGGUCCCGCUCUCAUUGCCAACGAGACCAUGCUUCACAACGUGAUCCAGAUGGUGACCGACAUCAUCACCAAGCAGCACCCUUGCCAGCUUGAGUUCGGUCCCGAGGAGGAGACCCUUGAGGCUGGCGAAGAGACCUCCGAGUUCGACUGGGUUGUCGUCGACACUGCCCUGGAUGUUGUUUCCGGCAUGGCCGCCGCCAUGGGUCAGAGCUUCGCUGAGCUCUGGAAGGUAUUCGAGAAGACUAUCCUCCGCUACGCUGGUAGUACCGAGUCUCUCGAGCGCGCCACCGCUGUCGGUGUUCUCGCUGAGUGCAUCAACGGCAUGGGUGCCGCCGUGACUCCUUUCACUGGUACUUUCCUGAAGCUGCUACUUCACCGUCUGGCCGACGAGGAUCCUCAGACCAAGUCCAACGCUGCUUACGCCGUUGGUCGUCUCGUCCAGCACUCCAACGCGGAUGCCGAGAUCACCAAGGAGUUCCCCACCAUCCUCAGCCGUCUCGGUGGCUGCCUCGAGAUGGAUGUUUCCCGUCUGCAGGACAACGCCACUGGCUGUGUCAGCCGCAUGAUCCUUCGCCACCGUGACAGCGUGCCCACCAAGGAGGUUCUCCCUGCUCUCGUCAAUAUUCUUCCCCUGAAGAACGACUUCGAGGAGAACGAGCCCCUCUACCGCAUGAUCUGCCAGAUGUACAAGUGGGAGGAUGCCACCAUCCGUGAACUCACCCCCAACCUGCUCCCCGUCUUCCAGGCUGUCCUGACUGGUGACGAGGACCAGCUAGAGGAUGAGCGUCGCGCCGAGCUCAUUGAGCUUGUCAAGUGGCUCAACCAGAUGCAGGCUGGUGCCGCCCCCUGGGUGGAGCAGCUGUAAAGGCUGCCUGCUUCUGUUAUGGAUUGAUGAACAAAAAGGAUAUUUAAUGGAUAGACGGAUAUGGCUUGGAAGCCCAAGAUGACUAGACGAUACCCCGGUCACUGUGGCGAUGAUUGAUGAACACCUCAAAAGUUGCUGCUGUACAUACUGUCAAUGACUGCAUGCUUUGAUUCUAC